AGAAUUUACCAUUAGAUGCAGCUGCACCAUUACUUUGUGCUGGUAUUACAACUUAUUCACCUUUACGACAACAUAAUGUUGGAAAAAAUACACGAAUGGGAGUUAUUGGUCUUGGUGGUCUUGGUCAUAUGGCUGUUAAAUUUGGUGUAGCUAUGGGUGCACAUGUUACUGUUAUUUCAACAUCUGAAUCAAAACGUGAUGAUGCAACAAAACUUGGUGCUAAAGCAUUUCUUGUUUCAAAAGAUGCAGAACAAUUGAAAGAAGCAGAAAAUUCAUUUGAUUUUAUUAUUGAUACUGUAUCAGCACAACAUGAUGUUGCUGCUAUGAUAAAUUUAUUAGCAUUUCAAGGAGUUUAUUGCAUGGUUGGUGCACCACCAAAACCAGCAGAAAUUCCAUCAUUUGUUCUUUUAUUUAAACGACCAAUCAUCACUGGUAGUCUAAUAGGUGGUAUGAAAGAAACACAAGAAAUGCUUGACUUUUGUGGUAAACAUGAAAUAACAUGUGAAAUUGAAAAGAUAGAAGCAACACCAGAACAAAUCAAUGUAGCUUAUGAUCGAACACUUAAAUCAGAUGUGAAAUAUCGCUUUGUAAUAGAUAUAUUAAAUGCAUUUAAAUAA
This is a messenger RNA of Rotaria sp. Silwood1, 617 nucleotides long. The record is from the annotation of a GenBank genome assembly. NCBI's taxonomy places the organism in Eukaryota, Metazoa, Rotifera, Eurotatoria, Philodinida, Philodinidae.